Messenger RNA from Seminavis robusta, 4839 nucleotides. The record is from the annotation of a GenBank genome assembly. Lineage: Eukaryota; Bacillariophyta; Bacillariophyceae; Naviculales; Naviculaceae.
AUGUCGGCGCGUCUCUUUGCCAAGCCCAAGCGCGAGAGAUCGAUGGAUGCCCGAACUGAUAUUACAAAUCCGGCCGUGGCUCUCUUGGAUUCAUCCUCACAUCAAAUCAAACCAACAACAGCCAAAAGCUUAUCGAUAUCGCCGAAGCCCAUGGAUCUGGGGCGGCGUUUCCUCCGGUGGGCUUCUUCCCAUCGUGCUGGUAGCGACCAGGAAGGAAAUGCAAGAGACUCGAGAACAUCGCACCAAGAAGAGGGUUCAGCUCCCGUGCCAUCCAACCAAGAUGCUUCCGAAUUCAUGGAUUGUGACGAGAACGCAGAGAGUUUCAAGGAGGAAACCAUUCGAAAGGAAGAUAUUGCUUUGAAAGCCGACACCAAUGUUGAUGGAGGCAUUGACCCGAAAGAAGCUGCAAAAGACGAGGUGCAACCGGUGGAAGAUUCCGUCAUGCAAGAUGCCGUGGAGACUCACAGUGAGAAUCAAGAUGCUUCCUCAGAGUCGAACAUUCCUGGGCUCGGGAGAAGUAAACCCAAUCCGAUGGUACAAGGGAACCCAACACAAGACACCGACAGCGACGAGGCCUUCAUGGCAAAAAUGGAUGCGAAAUUCCCAAACGCGCGCAAACAAACCGAGAAGCUGCUGCACUUAGUCGCAAUGUCGGAUGAGACAGCCAACAAGACACCAAGCUUCUUCACGAAAACAUACAAACAGAUUGACCUUGAUCAGACCAAUCAAGACUGGUCAGAAAAUCAUUACCUGAAGGGCGACGACAAAAAAGAUGCUGACAAGGAUUCGGUGCUCCUUACAUCCUAUGGCGUAGAAUACUUGGAGAGCAAAUUGCCGGCGGUCGACGCUAUGGUUAGACGGCCAUUCAUGGUGGGGUCUGUUGCACCUGAUACAGGUAGUAUCACUGGAGCAACCAAGGCUGAAUCCGGUAGCUGGCUCACAAUUGACCGAACCCCAUUUCCCUCAAAGCAGCCAGAGGUUCCCGACGACGAUUUCUUCCCAAAACAGCUCAAGCACAUGACGCAACUGGAACAUCUACAAUGCUGCAAAGGCCUACCGGUACUUGCCGGGGAUAUGUUGGCCACUUUCUGCAAGCAACUGAAGUAUUCUGACGUUGCUGAAGAUAUUCUGAGUAUGACAAAUGAUGAGACUCGUAAAAAAACGAAACAAUUUCUGCUUUCCUCCCUGCAAUAUUCGCUGGGCCAGCAAAUCACGCCACUCUUUCAGAAGCUGUUCAAAUUGGCUGGGACGCCUGAAUCGAAGCACUCAGAGUUUGUCGCGAAGAACGUGGAAGUUUGCUUUGGCUUUGGUCAUGUUCGCAUGCUCUGCGAAGACUCCAAUUCCGGCUGCAAAGUGAUCAACGGAGCUCUCUUCGACGUUUUGAUGGAUGUUCAGGUGCAAACAAUUGGAUUUGGUACAAAAUCUACCAUGGUGGUCACUGUUUCCCCUGUCCCUGACGCCGAUGUAAGUCUCAAUCUAGAAGUUCUCGGUGCUCUUGUGGCUGCAGGCAAUGUCAAUAAGGAGUUUCUCCAAGAGCUGUGCGGCAUGGCGGAGAACACCGAUGCCAGCACUCUUGUCCCAGGAAAACUCGAAACCUAUCGCCACCUACUCGACAAAGCACAAACGUUGCAAUGUAACAGCCAGAUCAGAUUGGUGUCGGAUGACAACGCUCAUGUUCCUCCGGAAGAUUCAAAUUCAAUGAUUCUGACUGACGGAUGGUGCCUGUAUACUCGGAAGCGCCUCGAUAAUUGGCACUCCCGCCAUGCACGAUCCAUUCUCAAAGCACUCCAGAGUGGCACUUUCAAAAUGAAGAGACCCUUGUAUGAACUGUUGGAAGGUUCUGGAACAACAGGUGGGGCUAGUUUAUGCAGAGCUUUCAGCCAGGAUGAGCUGGAUCGCUUGGUAUAUCCUUUGCCUUCUUCUACUGCGCAGCAAGAAGUUGGUUGCCGGCUCCUUAUCGACAAUGCAGGCAUAACAAUUUUGGACGGCCCACCAGGUACCGGCAAAACGCAAACUAUCGUCAACAUUGUCGCGUCAGCUCUUGCUCGGGGCAAGAGCGUGCUUGUAUUCUCCUCCAAUGAUGUUGCGCUUCGGGCAUUCUUCAACAAGUUGCCGGAGAAGUUACGAGCCCUGUGCAUGGCAGUUUUCGCGUUCGAAAAGCGUCCAGAUGAGCUGCUGAAAGUUGUAGGGCAGAUGGAUCUGAUGUUGAGCGAUGUUUUGAAGGGAAAGGCCACCUAUGAAAAGAAAAUCCAAUCUCUGGAGGCCGAAAUUGAAAGAGCCAAACUACGCUGUCAAGCAAUCGACCAAUGCGAUCAAAACCAACGUGAAGAGAGCAGACAACUGCUAUCAAAGGAGAAAGUGAGGCGCAUUCUCGACCUCACCACAUCUAUUGGUAGGAAGUUCUCAUGGGCCGCUGCAGCUUUCCUUAGCGACGAUACAACCAAGCAUGCUUUUGUUCGACAACUCAACCGUUAUUGCCAGGACUACGCAUCUCACAAGCACAUUGCUCUUGGAUCUGUUGAUGGCAAGAUUCAAGAUCUCAUCGACCUUGUUCAGAUGCAGCAAGUUGACGGCUCUUCAGCGUCGCCCCUGCUGCCUCCUCACCUAAGGGAAGACCCCCCUUCUGAAGCAGAGGCCAUGCUUGAUCAGAUCACUAUUGACGAACGCAGUCCCGAGACCAAGGAGGACUGGGCCAGCAUCCAGAAAGCUCUCGAGUGGCGACAACAGUUCGUAUUGCCUAUUGUCGAGGCUAACUUCGCAGAGAGUGAUAUCUUCGACAACAAUGGAUCCAUUUGCAAUGAUUUCCUCGCCAUGGCGAGCAAGGUUGAUCAAAUCGGAAUGCUGCUUGACGAGUUGGGUCCAGAUGUUCGCGGCCAGUUCGUGGCCCGCUUGAAGUCUUGCUCCUGUUCUCUGGAACCCCAGGACGAGCGUCUGAAACUAAUCAGCAAAAUCCAACAUCUACAGGCUGAGCUCGUUUCCACGAAAGCGAUCCUCACCAUCAGCGAUAAAAUGACGCAGAAAAGCCGAGGAAAACUGGUGGAUUUGGCCUCAGUUCUUAGAGAUGCCAGCGGUAAAGCAUUCUCCGACAGCCAACAGAAACUUCUUAAUGCUAAGAACAUUGACGAGAAGUCCCUGAGUCAAAACAUGCAAAUGAAGAAGGCUUUAUCUGAACUUGUCAAGGUGCUACCUCUUGUUGCAAUGACAACCCAGCAGACGAGUAUAUUCUUGUCGCCAGACAGCACGUACGACAUUGGAAUCAACGACGAAGCUUCUCAGUCUGGGUGUACUGCACUCUUGCCGGGAAUGCAUUGCCGACAACUGCUCAUAGUGGGAGACGACAAGCAAUCAAGCGAAAAGCAACAAAACAUGAGCGACGACAGACUCAGUGUACUGAGGGCAAGACUGCCCAGCUUCGCAUCAUCAGAAAAGCUGUUACCAGGAUCUUCCUCUAUGGAUCAAUUCAAGGUUGCUUGUCCCAGCAAUUCAAUCUUUCUCUCCGAGCAAUUUCGUGGCCCACCUGAGGUUGUCCAACCCAGCAAUGAACUGUUCUAUUUUGGAAGACUGAUUCCUGUGAAGUUGCCAAGCAAGGAGGCAGCUUUGAUUGAUAAGCCUGUGUAUGGGGAGAAGGCCAAGAACGGCGUCAAUCAGGAGGAAUGUGACGAAGCCGCAAGGAUCUUUCGAAAGUACGCCACUCGAAGAGCGAAAUGUGGCAUGAAAGUGGAGACCUUCAUGUUCAUCUCUCUCGGUGGAUUGAGGCAGAUCCGUGCUCUCGAGAAGAGCAUUAACGUUGUGCUGAAUGAAUUGCUAGAACAGUAUGGCCAUGUGAUCAGUCAAGAUGAUUUGUUGUUUGGUGAACCAAGCCAAAUUAUUGGCAACGAAGCUGAUAACAUCAUUCUCUCAUUGGUCGACGACAAGAAUAGCGUCCGUUGCCAGAGCUCUCCCGACGACAGAAAAGAACACAACGUUGCCCUGACCCGCACAAAGAAACGGAUGUUCGUGCUUCGCAGUUUUGACGUUUCAGAUAUUGAGCAAGCAUGUGACAUCCGGAAGCAAUACAUCCCCUAUUUCAAGUUUGCGAAUGAAAUGAAAGGAAGUGGAGCUAAAUCUACAACGAGUUGCAACACUUGCUUGGCCCAAUCACUGUUAAUAUCGGAGCUUGAACGCCUUGGGUAUGUUGUGUCGGUAAAGGAUGGAGGCAUCUGGGCAAAAUCGCUUUGCGUGUGGGGAAAUGACGUCGAGUCUUCGGGUGCCCUGUUAAUGUUGGAGAAUGCGGGUGAAGAACAAGACGUUUGGGAAAAGAUUCAUGAGGAACAGACGUCUCUCGAAAGAGCUGGAGUCAGCUGUAUCCGAGUUGACUUUUUUGCUUUGACUUCCAAUUUCCAAGGCACGCUGGACGCUGUGGUGGGCUUUUUGAAGAAGGCUGGAGUACACGGCAAGCCUACGGUCCCACAAGAAAUUGUUCCAAACCUUACUGAAGGGGCUCGCAUACCGGUACCGGUAGUUACUGACCCUUCCUCCCACUCAGAGUCGUCCCUCUCCGCCUCUGUGAUUUCUUCUCGUAGUGGAAGGGGACGUUUCGAGGAGUCUGAAGGGGAAGACAUCAAGCCCAAAGCCAAGGAGCGAGCUACUGCUAGAGCGGUGGCAACCAAGCGCAAGUCCACCGCGACAUCGGCGCCCAGUGACUCCAAAGUUGAAGAUUCCAAAAAGGAAGAGACACGGACACGAAAGAAGCGCAAGAGGGCAUCGAAGAAGGGAACUACUGUCAAGAAGGAAAACACCGCCAAGAAGGGAAGCACUAAUACCAAGAAGGCAACAGGUGGGCGUGCCAAGAAAGGAUAG